Bufo gargarizans (Asiatic toad) is the source of this 945-nucleotide messenger RNA. Its product is annotated as transcription initiation factor TFIID subunit 9-like. The transcript is spliced from 7 exons. Gene Ontology annotation, cellular component: transcription factor TFIID complex; SAGA complex. Gene Ontology annotation, molecular function: transcription coactivator activity; RNA polymerase II general transcription initiation factor activity; protein heterodimerization activity. Gene Ontology annotation, biological process: RNA polymerase II preinitiation complex assembly; DNA-templated transcription initiation. NCBI's taxonomy places the organism in Eukaryota, Metazoa, Chordata, Amphibia, Anura, Bufonidae. The coding region runs from base 69 to 848 and encodes 259 amino acids. The record is from RefSeq and is a predicted model, not a curated record.
AGUCGGACGCUGCACCGCCAGAUUGCUGGGUGUCUUCUUGGUCCGGUGCCGGAAGUCAGUCAGAAUCAAUGUUGGACGCUAUGGAGCAGGCGAAAAUGGCGUCACCCAAGAGCGCUCCAAAGGAUGCUCAGGUUAUGGCCCAGAUUCUGAAGGAUAUGGGGAUUACAGAGUAUGAACCGAGGGUCAUUAACCAGAUGCUGGAGUUCACGUACAGAUAUGUGACGUCGAUUCUGGAAGAUGCCAAGAUUUAUUCCAGUCAUGCCAAGAAGAAUAAUAUUGAUGCCGAUGACGUCAGGCUGGCGAUUCAGUGUAGAACAGACCAGUCAUUUACAUCGCCUCCUCCAAGAGACUUUUUACUAGAUAUAUCAAGACAGAAGAACCAGACGCCUCUACCAUUAAUCAAACCCUAUGCUGGACCCCGGCUGCCACCAGAUAGAUACUGCCUGACUGCGCCAAACUACAGACUGAAAACAAUAACGAAAAAGAUUCCGUCAUCUGGAAGCAGAAUAACUGUCCCAAGAUUAAGUGUGGGGACCGUAUCAAGCCGACCCAGCACGCCAACAAUAGGGACUCCUGCCUCUCAGACCGUGUCUGUUUCUAAGGUUGGUGGUACUCCAGUGGCUCUCACUGGCCAAAGAUUUACCGUUCAGAUUCCAACUUCACAGACCACAGUUAAGACAGCCACUUCUACAACGCCCACAGUGCAGAACGUCCUGAUCAACCCGUCACUGAUCGGAUCCAAAAAUAUUCUCAUUACAACUAACAUGGUGUCCUCACAGAACUCCGUGAAUGAAUCCAACUCAUUAAAGCGGAAACAUGAAGAUGAUGAGGACUACGAUGCGUUAUAACAUGGACUUUAUUUUAAAAAAAGGCUCAAGGAUUACUCAAACUUAUACAAUUUCUUUUUUUAUGUGGAGAAAGUAAAAAUAUUAAUUUGCACAAGUG